UGACAGUUAGAACUUAGAAUAAAAGGGCGCGAACGGUCUCAACAGAGUUUUAUAAACAAAACACACACUGCUCUCUCUCUCUCUCUCUCUCUCUCUCUCUUCAUUGCAUUUUUCAGGUGAAUCUUUCUUUCUCUGUCUAAUCUUUCUAUGAAUUUUCAAUUUCAUUUUUCUGGCACAAUUCGAUUGAUUAAGCUACAACAACAACAACAACAACAUGGAUUUCAGAGACAAGUUCAAACAACUGGACUUAGGAAUUGGAACGAGUUUAAGCAGACGACCCAUAUUCAAGUAUUUGGAUAAAGAAACUGGUAAAACAAUUGCUUUGAAGAGAAUCAUCCUCAGGCACGAACUACUUCAAGCUCUCCCUCUCACUGGAUCAUCAAAUUCACGUCAAGAACAACCCAUUGAUGUUGGGAUUCCUGCUAACACAAUUCGACAAAUCUCCCUUUACAGGAUUCUCGAUCAUCCAAAUAUUGCUAGUUUGGAGUAUAUAGGAACUCACCCUGAAGAUGUCUUGGAUUUGAGUAUGUUGGUGUGGAUCUCAGAAAAUUCCAAAGGGAUAAUCGCAUAAGAGCCCGUCACCCAAAGUUGAUAAAGAGCCUAAUGCACCAACUUCUUAGUGGUAUUGCUUAUUACCACUCUGUUAACGCUUCCCAUGGAAAUAUCAAUCCCACGAAUGUGCUCAUAAGCAACUACGGAGACGAUAACAAUGAUGAUGAACAAGUCAAUUUGCUGAUCACAAAUCUUGAUUUGUGUGUACAGCCAUCUUACCAAGCACCUGAAAUUUUGUUGGAGUCUAAUCGAUUAUCUACUGCUGUUGAUAUGUUCUCUGCUGGUUGCAUAUUUGGUGAAAUGUUGAUUGGGAAACCAGUUUUCGAUACAGAAAAUGAACUAGGCAGCAUUUUCAAGCUUUUGGGUACACCAACUAAACAAACUAUGCGUGGGGUGAUUGAUCUGGAUGAAAAACUUAAAAAGUACCAAAAACAUUCCCCAAAGGAUCUAUCUGAAACAUUCAUUGGUGUUGAACCAGCUGGAAUUGAUCUUCUUUCUAAACUGCUGUGUCUGAAUCCAAAAGAAAGAAUUAUGGCUUCUGAGGCACUUAAGCAUCGCUACUUCUAUGGAAUUGAGGCAAAGAAACGUGUGCCUACACCAGCUGCUGCUGCUGCCGAAGUGGGCAACUCCUCUGUGGGGCCUUUUGCUGCAGAAGUGGGCAGCUCCUCUGCGGGGCCUUCUGCUGCCAUGGACAGCUUGGCUGCUGGUACUUCUGCUGUUGUGGGCAGCCCGGCUGCCAGUGCAUCUGUUCUCGUGGAAAGCUGGAUUGAUAUGGUUUCUGCUGCGCUGGACAGCUCGGUUACUGAUACUUCUUCUGUCGCGGAAAGCUUGGCUUCUGAUGCUUCUUCUGUUGCGGAAAACUCAGCUUCUGAUGCUUCUGCUGUCGUUGAAAGCUCGGGUGCUGGGGCUUCUGCUGUCGUUGAAAGCUCGGGUGCUGGGGCUUCUGCUGUCGUAGAAAGCUCGGGUGCUGGGGCUACUGCUGCCAUGGACAGCUCGGUUACUGGGGCUACUGCUGCCGUGGAUGGCUCGGCUACUGGGGCUAAUGCUGCCGUUGAAAGCUCGGCUACUGGUGCUUCUGCUGUCGUUGAAAGCUCGGGUGCUGGGGCUACUUCUGCCGUGGAAAGCUCGGCUACUGGUGCUUCUUCUGCCGAGGAAAGCUCAGCUACUGAUGCUUCUGCACAUGUGAAUCCUUAAACUGUUUUCUAUUUUGGUUCAUUUGUUCAUAUAUGAUGAUGGAAGUAGUUAUGAUCUCAUUGCAUAUAAUUGUUUGUAAGAUAAAAAUGCAACAAAUUCUUUCAGUAUAAUUGGUUAGUUGAGGUAGGAAUGUAAUACCAUUGAUUUGCUUUUUAUCAAGAAGAUCAGCUUAUCAAAUAAAAAUGUGUUUUUCAA
Molecule: messenger RNA, 1941 nt
Organism: Cannabis sativa
Lineage: Eukaryota; Viridiplantae; Streptophyta; Magnoliopsida; Rosales; Cannabaceae
Exons: 9
Coding region: 604-1746 (380 amino acids)
Biological process (GO): protein phosphorylation; intracellular signal transduction
Cellular component (GO): cytoplasm; nucleus
Molecular function (GO): ATP binding; MAP kinase activity
Source: RefSeq, a predicted model, not a curated record